UGUAAAAAUUACAUUUCCGGCGUACUCAAUUUCUAGCAAAAUGUUCAAAGAAAUAUAUAUAAACAAUAGGAAUUUAAACCCUUUUUUAUCUUGAGAGAAGUAAUGUUUUUCUUAAUUAUCAUUUGGAUAAUCUUGCAAUGCGAAGAAUGGUGUCGAAUUCAAGUCUUAGCAGAGUACUGUGAAAAAGGAGCCGAAUAUGUGAAUAAUAUCUGCACUGAUUGUGACAUUGGGUUCUACAAAGAACUUCCAGGAAAUGAUUCUUGUACAAAAUGUCCUCCUGGCUACACUACAUUAGGAACAGGCUCUACAUCUAAUUCUAGUUGUAAUAUCCUACAUUGUGAACAAGGAUUUUUUUCAAGAGAUAACAUUUCCUGCUCUAUUUGCCCAAAUGGAACCUAUAAAAAUUUGACUGGAAAUCAGCCAUGUGUAAAAUGUCCUAUGAACACAACAACGCCAAGAGGUGGUGGUACUGACAUCAAAGAUUGCUCUCUGGAUUGUCCGACCAUUUGCAUACCAAAUGACCCGUGUAAAUAUACAGGGACCAGCAGCUGUGUGUGCCCAACUGGAUAUUAUGGACAACACUGUUCAAAGCGCUGUAGCCCAGGAUGUCUAAACGAUUCAUGUCACAAAGUCAACGGCAAAUGUGAUUGUAAGGAAGGAUAUUACGGUGACAAGUGCUUGAAAACUGGUAUGCUGGACAAAAGAAAUAAAUGGACCAGCCAUUGUAAGAGUAACGGCUCAGAAGAAAAACGUUUCAAAUCAGACCAUUGCUCCAUAGGCUGGUUUGGUGAAUCAUGUCAAUACAGAGAUCUGGGUGUGCUAGCCAUCAUGGACUAUAAAGUUCUGAACGACAACAACGACAGGACCUGUGUGAAACAGAACAGUGUUAGAAUUCUCUGGAACCAUGAGAUACAAACUAUCACAUGGAUUAGAUUGGUCUUCCAGAGCAACGAAGAUGCCGAUGAAAUAGCCAUACAUUAUUAUGAUGAAAUGUUGAAAAGUACAACUUUAGUCUGUGGCCCUUCUGACUUAAGAUAUCACAAGUAUGGAAACACAUCAAUAGAUUUCAAUUGUGAAUACUCGUACUUCAGUGGUGCACUCCUCAUAACAUGGCAAAGUGACAGCCCUCUAUGCUCUGUCCGUAUUAGCGGAGAAAGAAAUAUGGCCACAGCUGCUAGACAAGUGAGAUGGAAGCAUAGACGCAAAAGUUGGACACCCAUUGAGACACUAAAUGACGGUUACUAUAGUAACACUGGCUGUUUGAUAAUGAACUCUAGUAUAACACUAGAAUUUGAUUUCUGGAAUGAUAUUUUCUCAUUUCAAAUCAUAUUGUUUACAGACUUUUCACGAGAGGAUGGACAUGGAACCUUCUCUGUGCAGCUCCUUGACAGCGUUGAAGAUCUUGUGUUUAACAUCUCGACCAGAGGAAAAGAUGUAUUUGUUCAGAAAGCCAUUUUUGGAGCAAUCUAUUCUUUUAGGACUGUCUACAUAAGAGUAUUGAGUGGGACAUUGCAUCUUUGUGAAGUAGAAAUCUACGGAGAUUGCCAGAAGCCAUAUUACGGACCCACUUGUCAAGAUAUAUGCUACCUGUCAUGUCUAGAUCAGGUCUGUACUUAUGAAGGUGAAUGCUUCAGUUGUGUGCCUGGACACAGUGGUAUUUACUGCCAGGACCGUAAUGAUAGUGAUUAUGUAACUCUGGCAGCCAGAGCAACUGCUGAAGCCGAUGAUUCCAGCCAUACAGAAGACUAUUCUUUGAAAAAUAUUUAUAUUGCAAUGUUAAUACAAAUGGUUCUGUUAAUGUGCGUACUUUUUAUAGGGAAUAAAUAUUUUUCUGCUCAAUCUAAUCCACGAGCGGAUGCAGCCUUUUUGAGUCGGGGGCCCAGUAAACUCUAACCCUGUGUAUAAACGUACACACACACAGCAUGCAUAUACAUAUAUUCAAAAGAGAGACAAAACAGUGGUCUAUAUUACAAUAAUAGCAGCGUUUUUCAACUUUCGUCAGAAAAAAAAACAAAACUAAUAGAGUUGCGUUGGGUGGCUCUUCUUUUUAGGCAAAGAGCUUAGAGGUUGUUUUUUUAAUUCUUACUCUCAGAAAUGCAUUCUCCUGACAUCUCAAUCUCAUCAGUCCUAAAAAGGCAAGUCAAAAUAAGUUAAAAAAAAAAAAGUCACGUGGGGUCAAGGGCUGAUACUGAAGUAUGACUGACAAUCGAGUUAGAUGCAACGUAAUUAUAUCUUUAUGAUGCGGAUUUAUCGUAAUAUUAUCUCAUGUUAAGAUAGACCUCUUGUAGUCGGCCUGUUUUUUGGUAAGAAUCAGACGCCAACAAUUUUGACACACGCAGAAUGUCUAAAUUUUAAAUUAUGUUUUUACUUUUAAAAAAUCUAAUAUCUAUUCAUAGGCCACAACUUCAUGGAAAUACCAUCAAUUUGUUCCUUAAAAAGAAAAGAUAACUCACAGAUUUAUAAUGUCCAAUUAGAAGAAUGGAUAAUACCUGAAAAAUAUUUGAAAAAGACGUUAAUUAAUAAAUAAUUAAUUGUGUUCAAUACAACUGAUUGUAACUUCGCUUUGCUACAGAACUAUAAUUUUGAACAGAAAAAGUUAGUAAGAAGCACAAGAACUGACGUAGACCAAUUAGAUUGUACCAUAAAUGUGUAGAUUCUCAAAGUUAACAAUGUUACUCAACUAUUUAAAAGUUUCUCGUGAAUUCUAAAUUUUCGAAAAUAUUGGCUUUGGUUAAAUAAUUUUGACUUUUUCACGCGCUAUUACCUAGUCUCUUUCGCCAUAUUUGACUAUUGUAUUUUAACGGUCAUCUUUUGAUCAGAAAAGGGGAGGGAACGCUAGAGUAAAAGCUAUUAAUCAUAUAAGAAUUAUCUCUCCAUUUUCUAAUUAUUGUUAAUAUAAAGAACUGGGGUCGAGGCGAUUCAUAACUAAAUAUUAGCAUAAAUAACUUAUAAUAAUGACACUUUUUAUAUACAAAAGAAAAAAGUAUUGGUCUGUCCUAUUAAAAAUAGGUUUGAAUAUCAAUGAGCAACUUAUAUAUAUUCAACUAAUUUUGUUCAUAAACUCUGAUUUCUGCAUAAAAAAUGGUCUGUACCCCACUCAAAGGGUUAGGGUGGGGAGGGCAGUAGAUAUAAUCGCCAACCCCCCUCCAAAUCGGCCAACAUAAUAGCGUGGAACCUUACCGAAACUAAUUUGUCCCUAUAAAAAGUUUUAAAUAAUAAUAUUUGGUUUUAUUAUUUUAUUAGUGCCAACUUCAGGAGAAAAGUCGCUUACUUUUGUACAUUUUGUCUGUCGGUCUGUCUCUCCUUCCGUUUAAAUCACACAAAAAAAAAGAAUAAAAUAAAAGAAUAUAAAAAAUUCUGAUUUCACUUUGAUAUUUCCUUCCAAACCAUUGCACUAUUGUUACUAUCUAUAAUAGAUUGUUCCGUUGGUGUUUGUGAAGAGCUAAUUAAUACCAAAGAAUGUUUGGUCUUCUAACUUAUAUUUAAUUUAGUUUUCCUGGUUAAACGUCGAAGAAACUCAUGAUCAAGUUGUUCCAGAUUUUUUAAAUAAAAAAAACACGUAAACGCUAAAUGAACAUUUCUGU
Molecule: messenger RNA, 3584 nt
Organism: Biomphalaria glabrata
Lineage: Eukaryota; Metazoa; Mollusca; Gastropoda; Planorbidae
Exons: 12
Coding region: 103-1893 (596 amino acids)
Source: RefSeq, a predicted model, not a curated record